GUUGAGUUGGAAAUACGGUGUGGGAGCUACAUGGUUUCGGGACGUAUUGUUGGCGUUCUCGCGUUCGGUCUUGGAUUCCUGUGUGGCUACUAUUUUCAUAUCCUCCACUUACGAUACCUUCGCAAAAAGCAAAGUUUUUUUCAAAACCGCCUCAAGGACGUUGAGGAGAAACUCAGAAGUUACUGAAACUUAGAUGAUCAUUUGCUAUAAGUGUGUAAAUGUCUUCUCACUUAAAGGAAGAUUUGUAUGGUAUUUCCUGGUCAAACCCAGCAUGGAGCCAUUUCCUGUGCUCGGCAAAUAUUCUUGACUAUUUCUGUGAUCUCUCAAACCCCUUUUACGAUAGACAGUGCAAUAAUGAAGUUAUUCGUAUGCAGAGGCUCCAUCCUGAGCAACUGUUAUGUAUGACAGGUGUUGAGUUUUACCUUCAUCAUUCCCAAGAGCCCAUAUUGUUCAUAAUUCGGAAACAACAGCGUUUAUCACCUACUCAAAUCACACCAUUGGCUUAUUACUACGUGAUUAAUGGAACGGUACUUCAAGCUCCAGAUCUUGCCACUCUCUUGAAUUCUCGUCUACUAACAACAGUUGUUGGCUUAAAGAAAGUAAUCCAGAUGUUAGUUCCUUGUGCUCGAUAUCAUCCUUCAGAUGGUUCAUAUUCAUGGGACGAUCCAAAUGUCUUACUUGGAUGUAAUACAGAGUUGGAUCAAAAUUAUGAAAAACUUCAGUCAAUUUCAAAUACUGAAAGAGAUCAGUCAAAAAUAGCAAAUAUAUUUCAGGUUCAAAGAACAGAUGCUCUACUUACUGAGUGGAUGAAUCGUUUUCCUGCUCCAUCAGCAGUUUUGUUCAGAAUCUGGUUAAUUUGGGACAGACAUCAUCUUCACUCACAACUACCACCUCUUCAAUUCCUUCUUCUGUAGGUAAUGUGAGUGGAAUGGCUUCUGUUUCAUCAGCUCAAACUAUUGGAAAGGAGGAAAAUCUUCAGACCAGUUCUAAUUCUCCUGCUAAACUGCAUUCAAGGUUGCCAACGUUACCAGGUGUUUCUGUUGUCCCUGGACCUUUACCAAGUACAUCUUCACAAUCAUCACUCCUUACAGAUAAAAAACCUCGUAUUUAACAUUUACUAUUCAAUGUAGUUACAAUGUACACAACUAUAUUUGAAAUGAAUAUUUUGUAUUACUA
Molecule: messenger RNA, 1176 nt
Organism: Heterobilharzia americana
Lineage: Eukaryota; Metazoa; Platyhelminthes; Trematoda; Strigeidida; Schistosomatidae
Source: the annotation of a GenBank genome assembly